This is a messenger RNA of Arachis ipaensis, 786 nucleotides long. The record is from RefSeq and is a predicted model, not a curated record. Lineage: Eukaryota; Viridiplantae; Streptophyta; Magnoliopsida; Fabales; Fabaceae.
AUGUUGCUGUAUUGUUGGGUCUUAAGAGACAAUAAGUUUUAUGGUCCUGUUGGUAAUAACUUGACAACCAAGCAUCCAUUUCCAAGUUUAAUUAUCUUUGAUGCAUCAGGCAACCAUUUUAGUGGCCUGUUGCCAAAAGACUUCAUUGAGAAUUUCCAAGCCAUGAAGAAUGUUGUUCAUGCUGAAGUGGGAAGAGUUUUGAGUUACAUGAAUAGUCGCUUUUACUCUGCAAUAAGUUAUGAAACUCAAGCAGAGUAUGCUAACUCAUUGAUAGCAACAGUUAAAGGGGUGAGCAGAGCUUACACAAAAAUUCCAGCCAUCUUUGCAUAUAUUGAUUUGUCAGAGAACAAAUUUGAAGGAGAGAUUCCAAAUGUUAUUGGAGAGGUUCAUGCACUCAUAGCACUCAACCUUUCCCAUAACAAACUCAUUGGUUCUAUUCCUCAAUCCGUGGGAUAUUUGACAGAACUUGAAUCAUUGGACCUCUCAUCAAAUAUGCUCACAGGUCGGAUCCCAAAUGAAUUGACCAAUCUAAACUUUCUUGGAUUCUUGAAUCUUUCCAGCAACCAUCUUGUAGGACUAAUACCACGAGGAAAACAGUUUGAUACAUUUCGAGAGGAUUCCUACCAAGGGAACAUGGGGUUAUGUGGAUUUCCGUUGUCAAUACAAUGCAACAAGAACCUUGAAGAAGAACCUUUAUCCUCUGGAACAAAUCAAGCUGAAGAGAAAUUUGGAUUUGGUUGGGAGCCAGUGGCAAUAGGAUAUGUAUAUGGAACUGAGGAGUGCUAG